This is a messenger RNA of Arachis ipaensis, 1284 nucleotides long. RefSeq lists its product as uncharacterized. Lineage: Eukaryota; Viridiplantae; Streptophyta; Magnoliopsida; Fabales; Fabaceae. The record is from RefSeq and is a predicted model, not a curated record.
UGAAUCACCCUAUUGCCUUUUACCGUUAUAUGCACCUUUUUCUCCUUUUCUUUCUUUUUUUUUUUUUAAAAAAGAAACUUCUCUCUUGCUUGCUAAUUUCGACUUCUCUGAUGCCUCCUUGCUCAAGUUUUAUUAUAUUCUUCCUUCUCUCAUUGAUCCAAGAAAGCUAUGAUUCUCAGGUUUGUGGUAUUAAUGUAUUAUAUAAAGAAGAGGUUUUAGAAAGAUAAAGUUUUCUUUCACAUCAACACAAUAGAGAUGCUUCUCUCUCUUCCAACUGAAGCAUUUCUCAUAUAGGCUCAUAGCUAAGAAGGAAAAGUAAGAAGACAAGCUUAGAAAAAACGUGCAGAUAUGGGGGCUCUAAUUUGGCGCCUUGGGCUAUUUUCCUUGUCUCUUCUCUUCACCUCAGGUCUAACUACGGCAACAAUAUUAAGAGAUGAAGGACACCAAGAAAUCUCAUACCAAUUUAAUACUCAAUUGGAUUCAGUUCCCAUAGUUAACCCUACAACACCAGGCACAGCAAGCCCAUACCCAACAUUAAACCCAACAACUCCUCAAUCACCCUACACAACAAGACAAAGCCCACCAAUACCAACAACUACAAGCCCACCCACUUACAUGACUCCUACAAACCCCACCACAUCCCCAAACACAAACCCAAACAAUAGCCCAUCAACAACCCCAACUACAAUGCAAACAAGCCCAAAUACAAAUACAAAUCCUACAACCCCAACGUCUCCUGCUAUAUCAGGAGGUCAAUGGUGCAUUGCAAGUGCGUCAGCACAGGACAAGGCUCUGAAAGUGGCUCUUGACUAUGCUUGUGGGUAUGGGGCUGAUUGUUCAGCAAUUCAACCCGGAGCAAGUUGUUAUAACCCAAACACACUGAAAGAUCAUGCUUCUUAUGCUUUCAACGACUACUACCAGAAGAAUCCAGCACCUACUAGUUGUUCAUUUGGAGGAACAGCAACACUUACAAACAAGGAUCCAAGUAAUGGGAACUGCCACUAUUCGUCGUCCAAAUCAUCAAGCAUGAGUCCACCAACAUCAACAUAUGAAAGCCCACCAAAUGGAAUGAUGAGUCCAACAACAGCAGGAGGAAGCACCAUGACCCCAACUGCACCAGGAGGCACCACAAUGACCCCAUCAACACCAAGCAUGACAAUUCCUGAUGGAGCGUCGGUUUAUGGCCCAACUGGAAGCCCAAACAAAGCCACACCUCUUUCUCAAUCCUUCAUGCUUCUCUUUGUUACCGUGUAUGGCAGCCAAUGCGCUAUUCACCUCAUGUGA